This is a messenger RNA of Closterium sp. Yama58-4, 216 nucleotides long. NCBI's taxonomy places the organism in Eukaryota, Viridiplantae, Streptophyta, Zygnematophyceae, Desmidiales, Closteriaceae. The record is from the annotation of a GenBank genome assembly.
AUGUCCAAGUCUUGCAAGGGCCUGGCGUACGAGCUCGUCAAGUGCGUCGCAGAAAGCCCGUGUGUGAAGGAGCAGGGUCGGCCGGUGCAGGAGUGCGCGGGAAAGCAGCCGCCUGAGAUUCCGUCCAAGUGUGUGGGGCUGAGGGAAACUUACGCAAAGUGCAAGAGAGGACAGGUGGACAUGCGAACACGGAUACGAGGCAACAAAGGAUAUUAA